Molecule: messenger RNA, 3030 nt
Organism: Canariomyces notabilis
Lineage: Eukaryota; Fungi; Ascomycota; Sordariomycetes; Sordariales; Chaetomiaceae
Product: BOP1NT-domain-containing protein
Exons: 10
Coding region: 331-2670 (779 amino acids)
Biological process (GO): ribosome biogenesis; maturation of LSU-rRNA from tricistronic rRNA transcript (SSU-rRNA, 5.8S rRNA, LSU-rRNA)
Cellular component (GO): PeBoW complex; preribosome, large subunit precursor
Molecular function (GO): ribonucleoprotein complex binding; protein binding
Source: RefSeq, a predicted model, not a curated record
GUGUACUGGACACAUAUAAUCAUCAACUGUUGCAUCCGUAUACUAGAUCUCAGUAUUCAAUGUAUUAAUCUCACCCAAGGUGUGGACUUAAACCCACAAUCUUAGAAAUUGACCAGUCAAAGGCUCAAGCCAAUGUCAGCCAAUGUCAGAGGUAACUUAACGACUGUUACGUACGCUACAUGUGCUGGUAUUGGAGCAUCAGCUUUGGGCGGUGAAGAAAAGCUCCCCGCCAAAAAGUUCAUAGAAUUGGCAGAAAAAGUCCCACGCUAUGGAACUUCUAAAGUACAUAACUCAACUGCAGUCGGGGAAUAGACCAAGCGAGUCAACACAAUGGGGUCAAAACUGGCAGAGAAGAAGCGCAAAUCGAGGGCAUCAGAUUCCGACUCCGAUGACGAGCUCGCCAAUGGGCUUUUUGACGGUGUAUUAUCGCAAAGCGAAGACGAAGACAACUUCCCAUCCGAAGACGAGGAUAAAGAUGAGGAUGAGGAUGAGGAUGAGGACCCCGACGAGAGCGAGAGCGAAAACAGCGCAGACAGUGAGGACGAAAUUGAGGAGGACGACGAUGCCAUCCUAAGCGACGAUAUUCCCUCGGACAUGGACGGCGAGGAGAAACUUGAAAUCACAGAACCCGGUGUCGACCCAAAGCCGAAAGAGGAGGAUAAGGAAGAAAAAAAUUACAGGAUUGAGAAGAGUGCCAAUGGCGGUGUUCGAUACGUAUACGAUGAGAUCGACCCUGUCUACGACUCCGACGACUCCGACGCCCAGGGCCCGGUCAACACGAUAGGCAAUAUCCCCCUAAGCUUCUACGACAGUUAUCCCCAUAUCGGCUACGAUAUCAAUGGCAAGAAAAUCAUGCGCCCAGCAACUGGCGAUGCACUCCAGAGCCUGCUCGACAGCAUCGAGGUGCCCAAGGGGUGGACCGGCUUGACAGAUGUGAAUACCGGCAACCCUCUGAAUCUCACAGACGAGGAGCUGGAGCUUGUUCGCCGCGUUCAAACGGGUCUCAUACCUGAUGACCUUCAUGACCCCUAUCCCGACACGGUUGAGUAUUUUACAUCGAUCGAGGAGAAGAUGCCCCUCAGCAGUGCUCCGGAGCCCAAGCGGCGCUUUCUCCCUUCCAAAUACGAAGCCAAGCAGAUUAUGAAAUUGGUACGGGCCAUCCGAGAAGGCAGAAUCCUACCAUAUAAACCCCCAGAAGAGCGCGAGAGGGAAGAGGAAGAGAAGGAAGAGGUGCACUUUGAUCUGUGGCAGAACGAGGAGCCGCAAGCACCAAACCCGAUGCACAUCCCGGCUCCAAAACUCCCGCCCCCUGGCUACGACAUGAGCUACAACCCACCAGAGGAGUAUUUGCCGACCAAGGAGGAGCGAGAGCAGUGGGAGAAUGCAGACCCAGAGGACCGGGAAAAGGAUUACCUGCCGCAAAAAUAUACUGCCCUCAGGAGAGUUCCAGCUUGGGCCGGCUUAGUCAAAGAACGGUUUGAGCGGUGCAUGGACCUGUAUCUGGCCCCUCGAGUGCGGAAAAACAGGCUCAACAUCGAUCCAAAUUCGCUGCUUCCGAAAUUGCCAUCCCCUUCCGAGCUCAAGCCCUUCCCCACAGUGGUCCAGACAGUCUUCCGCGGCCACGAGGGCAGGGUAAGAAGCGUGGCAAUUGAUCCGUCUGGUAUCGCGUUGGCAACCGGAGGUGACGACGGUACGGUGCGUGUCUGGGAACUGCUGACCGGCCGCCAAGUAUGGUCCGUCAAGCUAAGCAGUGACGAACCCGUUAAUACUGUUCGGUGGCGGCCAACCAAGGACUCGUUUAUUUUGGCUGCUGCUGCUGGCGAAGACAUUUUCUUGAUGGUUCCGACACAUGCCAGCGUAACUCCGGCUCUGGACCAGGCCAGCCGGGACAUCUUGGCGGCAGGCUUCGGGCACGCUGCAAACGGACAACAGCAAGCAGUUCCCGUCGGCAAGGAGCCCCCGGCGAAAUGGGCGCGACCCGGCACGAAACUCGAGGACGAGGGCGUCUUGAUAAGGAUCACUGUGAGAUCAACAGUGAAGGUGAUCAACUGGCACAGGAAAGGUGACCACUUUGCCACUGUCUCGCCAACCGGCCAGAGGAGUGCUGUGGCAAUCCACACUCUCUCAAAGCACCUAACCCAAAUACCAUUUAGGAAACUAUCCGGGCUUGCACAGACAGCAGCUUUCCACCCGUUGAGGCCGCUUUUCUUCGUGGCCACUCAGCGCACGAUACGGUGUUAUGAUUUGCAGAAGCUAGAGCUGGUCAAAAUUGUUCAGCCUGGCGCCAAGUGGAUCUCAUCGUUUGACAUCCACCCGGGUGGUGACAACUUGAUCGUCGGCAGUUACGACAAGCGUCUCCUGUGGCACGACCUAGACCUGUCCAACCGGCCAUACAAGACAAUGAGGUUCCACAGCGAGGCCAUCCGCAUGGUCCGCUACCACAAGGGUGGAUUGCCGCUUUUCGCCGAUGCCAGCGAUGACGGUUCGCUGCAGAUUUUCUAUGGCAAGGUUCCGAACGAUCAAUUAGAGAAUCCGACCAUUGUCCCGGUAAAGAUGCUCAAGGGCCACAAGGUUAUCAACAAGCUCGGCGUACUGGAUCUCGAUUGGCACCCUCGGGAGCCAUGGUGUGUUAGCGCUGGGGCUGAUGGGACAGCUCGCCUGUGGAUGUGAUGAUUAGACUCGGAUUGGAUGAGCGGAUCCGCCCAAGAGGCAUCAUGUGUACAUAGUGGUUUCCUUCGCAAUGUUGGCCGGUAUAUUAUCAGGACAGGUCUGUCGGCGCGAUAUGCCAUAUCUGCUGCAGUCAUUGGGUAAGAACUGCACUUUGUUCGGGUUCCCCGUCGGGCUUUUACCGCAUAUCAUUCUUCCACCCAUAUAGUGUCUUUUCGUGACAUGGGGGGGAAGACGUGGAAGUCCCAUGCGUCGGGCCCAAGAGAAAGCCCAGAAGAGAGGAAGAAGGUGACUAGCAGGGCAGUGCUUAGUUGUCUCCGCAAACUUUGCCGCACCCCGGCUUCAACGUUGGCUUCACCGCUU